CCUUCCCCUUGCCUCCAGGAGUUUACGCCGUCCAUGAAAUGCAAAAUGCAGAUUCCCUCUCAGGUCUCUUCUGCUUCUCCCUUUUCAGUUUCUUCUUUUGCGGAUGGCUCUCGAGUCUCUCCCCUCCCUCGGUGCGUUGGUACGAGCCGAAGCCAAGGGGCCCGGGCAGGAAAAGGAAGCAGGCCGGCCUUAAAGGGACCUCAGCCAUUAUUUAUUUAAUUUAUUUAUUUAUAUUUAAAAGCCGCUCUCUUCUUCCUCCGAUGUUCUUAACGUCCCCGACGGAAGGAUAGGACCCGGGAGCCAGGCGCAGCCGGAGCUGCGGGACCCGUUGCUGGAGACAGCAGCUCUUGCCCAUCGGAAGGCCAGGUGUGCGUGAGCUGUGCCCAGGGGUGUCCCGCGCCCCGGUGCCCUGCGGGCUCUAACAGCUGGGAUCGCCCGGGAGAACUGGGCCCAGGGCUCAGGUGGAGCUGCCGAUGCCCCGGGCUGAAAGGUGAGACCACGCUGGUGAGGCUGGGACAAGACCUUGCACCUCCAGACCUGGGCCGAGACCACAAGGGGAGCCGCCAAGAUGCCAGAGGAAAAUAUCUUCCUGUUCGUGCCUAAUCUUAUUGGUUAUGCCCGGAUUGUUUUCGCCAUCAUUUCCUUCUACUUUAUGCCCUGCUGCCCCUUCACGGCCUCCUCCUUCUAUCUACUCAGCGGACUUCUAGACGCUUUCGAUGGACACGCAGCUCGAGCCCUUAAUCAAGGAACCCGAUUUGGGGCCAUGCUCGACAUGCUGACGGACCGUUGCGCCACCAUGUGUCUCUUGGUCAACCUGGCCCUGCUCUACCCUCGGGCCACUCUUCUGUUCCAGCUCAGCAUGAGCCUGGACGUGGCCAGUCACUGGCUGCAUCUGCACAGUUCUGUGGUGCGAGGCAGUGAGAGCCACAAGAUGAUUGACCUGUCUGGGAACCCUGUGCUUCGCAUCUACUAUACUUCCAGGCCUGCUCUGUUCACCCUGUGUGCUGGAAAUGAACUCUUCUAUUGCCUCCUGUACCUGUUCAAUUUCUCCGAGGGACCACUAGUCGGCUCUGUGGGGCUUUUCCGAAUGGGCCUCUGGAUCACAGCUCCCAUUGCCCUGCUCAAGUCCAUCAUUAGUGUCAUCCACCUCGUCACGGCUGCAAGGAACAUGGCUGCCCUCGAUGCAGCAGACCGCGCCAAGAAGAAAUGAUCCUCUCCCAUCCCCAGCUGCCCACCUGCCCUGGGUAUCUACUGUGCCACAUGGCUCCUCUCCUCCUAAGAGGUCCCAGUGUCAUGUCUUUCUCAUGUGUUCUCUAACCUGCUGGGAUUGGGGGUCACCCUCUGUUUGGUGUUGUCACUGUCUCUUUACUCCUGAUAACUAGACCCAACCCGUGACCCCAAGGACCUGGCACUGCAAAGCAGGAAGGGUGCUCAGGAGGCCCACUCAUCCAGCCGGUGCUCCAGGAGACCCACCCAUCCAGCCGGUGCUCCAGGAGGCCUGUCUGAAGACUGGGUGUUGCCACAUAUCCUGCUGGAUCAGCCUGGGGUCUGGCCUGAGACUUUGGGAACUUAUACGGGCAAAGGAGUCAGGCUGAUGGGCCAAGAAGCCUGGGGUACCAGGCCAGGGAGGGAAGGGGCCAAGGGCCAACUAGAUCCUUCCCUGAGGCAAGCUCCUCUAUUCUGUCCUGCUCUGGAAUCCUCCAUAAUAAAGGGGGGCACCUUCACUCUUUUUGGAUUUGUUUACUUUGGGACACUCUUAGAUGAUGGCCUAGGGUUCAAAGGAGCUGGGUAAAAAAAAAGAAAUCCACCUGGAUGCUUUUCCCACAAAGGUGGUUGGCUCCUCCCUGUCAUUCCAGUGACCUCAGAGAGGCCUCGAGGUUCACAAGCGUUGUCCUGCCCACCUGCUCUAUGUCCUGGCUGGCCACUUUCACUGUAACCUUGAUGUUUUUGACCCUCACGAGAAUGUAAGCUUCACAAGAGCAGAUUUAGAUCUUUCUCGUCUCUGGCUGGAGUGAAAAGUAGCCUGGCAUGUGGUAACUGCUUAAUAAAUAUUCAUGGAAAGAUGGA
Molecule: messenger RNA, 2067 nt
Organism: Rattus rattus (black rat)
Lineage: Eukaryota; Metazoa; Chordata; Mammalia; Rodentia; Muridae
Gene: Cdipt
Product: CDP-diacylglycerol--inositol 3-phosphatidyltransferase
Exons: 6
Coding region: 569-1210 (213 amino acids)
Biological process (GO): phosphatidylinositol biosynthetic process
Cellular component (GO): membrane; Golgi apparatus
Molecular function (GO): CDP-diacylglycerol-inositol 3-phosphatidyltransferase activity
Source: RefSeq, a predicted model, not a curated record